GGCAACAAUGUGGCUCUGGGUUGGAAUUAUCUGUGAUUUAACUGUCAAUACUUCAGUCACCCUGUUUCUUCUUUCGUAGACUACCAGCCUUCAAGUCUGGGUACUAAGUAAACCCUAGAAGUGUAUCAUAAUGUCAGCGCCUUUGACUUUCACUGGGAAAGUUGUUGUUGUCACUGGUGCCGGUGGAGGACUUGGUAGAGAAUAUGCAUUGGCAUUUGGUGAGAGGGGAGCGUCAGUUGUUGUUAAUGACCUUGGAGGCGAUAUUAAAGGGGGAGGGAAGAGCUCUGCUGCUGCUGAUAAAGUCGUAGAAGAGAUUAAAUCCAAGGGAGGCAAGGCCGUGGCAAACUAUGAUUCUGUAGAGGAUGGUGAGAAAGUGAUCCAAACUGCCCUUGAUGCUUUUGGAAGAAUAGAUAUUGUUGUAAAUAAUGCUGGGAUACUUCGGGAUCGGUCCUUUGGCAGAACAAGUGAUUUGGAUUGGGACCUUAUCCAUAGAGUCCACCUGAGAGGCUCGUUCAUGGUGACUAGAGCUGCCUGGAACCACAUGAAGAAUCAGAAGUUUGGGAGGAUCAUCAUGACCUCAUCGGCAGCUGGCAUCUACGGCAACUUUGGGCAGGCGAACUACAGUGCGGCGAAGCUGGGCCUCGUAGGGCUGGCCAACACCCUGGCCAUCGAGGGCCAGAAAAACAACAUCCACUGCAACACCAUCGCACCGAUGGCUGGUUCACGUCUCACGCAGACUGUUAUGCCCCAAGAUCUCUCUGAGUCCUUGAAAGCUGAAUAUGUGGCUCCUCUGGUUUUAUGGCUGUCUCAUGACCAGUGUCAGGAAAAUGGAGGCCUGUUCGAGGUUGGUGCCGGCUGGAUCGGAAAAUUGCGCUGGGAGCGUUCACAGGGAUGUAUCGUGAGGCAGAAAAAUCAGGCCAUGUCUCCUGAAGCUGUCCGAGACCAGUGGGACCACAUCUGUGACUUCACUAAUGCCACGAAACCUUCAACCAUCAAUGGGUCCCUGGCCACGCUGGUGGAGGUGCUGUCACGAGUGGAGACGGAGGAGGGCGUCGCCCCUAACCCCGCCCGCGGUGCGGCCGGCGCCCCCGCUGCUCCCAGCCCUGAUCCGAUGGAGGCGGUCGGGCGGAGGCUCCCGGAAAUGACCUUCAGCUACUCCCACAUGCAGUGCAUUUUGUACGCCCUGGGUGUGGGCAUGUCCACCAGGGAGAACGACCACCUGAAAUUCCUGUACGAGGGCCACGAAGACUUCUGCGUCCUGCCCACCUUUGGAGUUAUCCCAUCCCUGGGCUCUUUGAUGGAUGGGGGGUUGGGCUCCUUGCCUGGACUCAACAUUGAUUUCACCAGGUUGUUGCACGGAGAGCAAUAUCUGGAGGUUUUCAAACCGUUACCCACCUCUGGAACCCUGACCUCUCAGGCUACAAUAGCAGACGUGCUGGAUAAAGGAUCUGGAGCAGUCAUUCUCCUGGAUGUCCACACAUACAGUGGGAAAGAGUUGCUGUGCUACAACCAGUUUUCUCUGUUCAUCGUGGGGGCUGGAGGCUUCGGGGGACGGAGAACGUCAGAUAAAGCAGUGAGCCCCGUUGCCCCUCCGAAGAGAGAUCCUGACGUGGUGGUGACAGACGCCACAACCAGGGACCAGGCUGCCUUGUAUCGCCUGAGUGGAGACUGGAACCCUCUGCAUAUUGACCCGAGCUUCGCCGCAAUGGGAGGAUUCAAAGCCCCUAUUCUCCAUGGCCUGUGCUCCUUCGGAUUCGCUGCUAGACACGUGCUGAAGCAGUACGCCGACAACGAUGUCUCUAGAUUCAAGUCCAUCAAGGUUCGCUUUGUGAAGCCGGUGCUGCCUGGCCAGUCCCUGCAGACCGAGAUGUGGAAAGAAGGAAACAGGGUUCACAUCGAAUGCAAAGUCAAAGAGACUGGUGCCGUGGUUCUGUCGGGGGCCUAUGUGGACCUGCAUGCUACUACAGGGGACGCCCCACACGGUCUCCCUGAGGUUGAUGCACUCAAAAGUGAGCUGGUGUUUGCUGAGAUCGGUCGUCGCAUCAAGGACCUUGGGGCUGAGAUGGUCAAGAAGGUCAAUGCUGUCUUUGGCUGGGAGAUCACCAAAGGGGGAAACACUGUAGCCCAGUGGACCAUCGAUUUGAAAACUGGAAAUGGAGCCUUGCACCAGGGCCCCUACAGCGGUAAACCAGACGUGACCUUCACUGUAUCUGAUGAGGACUUCAUGGCGGUGGCACAGGGACAGCUAAACCCUCAGAAGGCAUUCUUUGCAGGCAAGCUGAAAGUACGAGGAAACGUCAUGCUUAGCCAGAAGCUGGAGGUGAUUCUCAAAGACUAUGCUAAGCUGUGAGGCAGAGCUGUUCUGCUCACAGGGGAACUGCUCAAUCAGUUACCAUGUCGUCGCUUCACAGAGGAAAGGCGCAUUAUUAAUUUUGCGUGUCUGACCUGAAUUUAUACUGCAGCAGCGGAAGUCAAAUGACUGGAAUAUGUCAUGAUUGUUUUGCCCAGUGACUGUCAUUUCAACUAAUCAACUGAUGGAUACCAUACUCUAAAAGAUCAUAGUCUAAUAUGAUGUUAGGUGACAGAUUGAGAUCAUGAGAUUCAUAAUUGACUUUAACUGAGACUUUGCUCUUAGAAGGUAAUACAUGUUACCCAUGCUUAUUAACUGUCAAAGCCCUUGAUGUCAAUAAGGAAAGUGCUGAUGUCCAGUUACAAUUAAAUGCUGAUUGUAGGUGGAGUUUCUAGUCUGAUGUUCUCUCCCAAAGCCAAGCCGGAUGAGUGCGUGAGACCCAGAUAUAACGGAGAUGUAGGACACCGAUUGGCUCAGCAGAAUGUGCCACAGCAUAUGUGGACACUGGAGCUGCGUUUAAACAGGCAGCACAACACUGAUCCCCUCCCCACCAAUUGCUCUUUUAAACCAAUAAUUUCAGAUCUUUUCAAAUCAGAUUAGACCAUUUGGAAGCUCAGUUAGUGCAAUAAAGGUCCGAGUUGGGCUACUUGUGUAAAUGGACAGCAGAAUGGGCUGGGGAUGACUCCUGUUUCCAGGGCAGUGACGAGCACAAGACAUGAAACCAUCUGCAGCUAUGCUUACCACUGCUCCCAGAUUAGUUCUUAGCGAUUGUUGGAUUUUAUUGAUGGGGCCAGAGAACUGGUAUUUCAUUUUUUGCAUUCUGGGAUUUCUUGUCACUGGUUGUAAAAGUGGUGAUGUGGUUAGCCAAAAUGGGUCCCUGGAAAUAGUGUAAUAUGUCAUUUAUGUACUGAUGUGGUUACUUCGGUGUGUCAGUGAUGCUAACAGAUUAUACAAAUAACAUCCAUCCCAAAAUUGUGCGGGGGGGGGCGCGUAAAGCAUUAUUCACAAUACUCCCAGACUGUAUCUUUGUGACUGUAGCUUCUCUUUUGAAAUGCAUGUAAGAUAAUCCUAUACAACAUGUAAACAAAAAAAAAUUGCUAUAAAGUGUUGGUUUGGCAUAACAUGGUGAUGGAUGAGUGACCAUCACCACACUACCACAUUAAUUUCUAAUAAAUCUCAUCUACUUUUAUCAUAA
This is a messenger RNA of Esox lucius (northern pike), 3545 nucleotides long. It is a transcript of the gene hsd17b4, whose product is annotated as hydroxysteroid (17-beta) dehydrogenase 4. Gene Ontology annotation, molecular function: oxidoreductase activity. Bases 131 to 2350 code for a protein of 739 amino acids. Lineage: Eukaryota; Metazoa; Chordata; Actinopteri; Esociformes; Esocidae. The record is from RefSeq and is a predicted model, not a curated record. The transcript is spliced from 24 exons.